This is a messenger RNA of Neurospora crassa OR74A, 2844 nucleotides long. RefSeq lists its product as hypothetical. The record is from RefSeq and is a predicted model, not a curated record. The transcript has 2 exons. Bases 85 to 1746 code for a protein of 553 amino acids. Gene Ontology annotation, molecular function: iron ion binding; heme binding; oxidoreductase activity, acting on paired donors, with incorporation or reduction of molecular oxygen. NCBI's taxonomy places the organism in Eukaryota, Fungi, Ascomycota, Sordariomycetes, Sordariales, Sordariaceae.
GGGCCGAGGGGUGGCUCACCAGCACUUACUUCUUCUCGACUCUCUCAAUCGAGAUCAUAGCCUACGAAGAAUCCUGACGGCAUCAUGACCGUGGAGAACAGUAUCGUACAGCAUGCUCUUACCGUCUAUCAUGACUUGAGCACGGCGACCAAGGCGACACUCGCCAUUUCCAUCGCCUUCAUCCUGUACAGACUCCUCUUCCGACAUGAGUCCACCAGGCGCAAGGAGUUGCCAGCUUGGGGACCCAUUGAAAUGGGGCUUGUCAUGUACUUGCUGGAUGGAGCACGCAACGGCAUCGUUUAUCGAGUCUACUCUGCAAUCCGACGAUAUGGUGGCUCGUUCUAUGGCAUCUCAUCGGCGAAUCAGACCCUCAUUGGAUAUGAAGACGUCGAUCGCCUGUUCUCGUCUCAAAUGAACCACGCCCUCAGCAUCGAGUGGCAUGGAUAUGGCCUCUUCCUCCGUUUCUUUGGGUUUCCCGACACACCAACUUUGAAAAAGAAGGUCGAAAGCACGUUCAAGCCCUGGCACUCCCCAAUUGAAAGGGUCUUCAACAACGAUGCCGGUGCCACUGCAGCCUUUGAGAGGGGUAAUCUUCCCAAGAUCGUGUCCGAAUUCGUCAGUUUUAGCCAGGAAAAGGAGAAGAUGAAGCGAUGGGAACUCCGUGCCGAUAUCAAGGUUAUCAAACAAGGUGAAGCGGUCGAGGCCAAUCUCUCAGCUCUCAUCAUGGACUUUGGUGCUUGCUUCACCAUCCCUCCCAUUUUCGGACACGACUUGCUAGAUCGCAACCCCCAUCUCAUUGAAGACAUCUGGAAGUUCGACCACGUUGUUCCGUUACUGUUCAUCAACAUGCCAACAUGGGCUCCGUUCAAGGUCAUGAAGGAAGGCAUAGAAGCUCGAAAGCGGCUGCUUGCCGGCGUUGAAGCUUUUUCUCGCCGCGUCACCCAGUUCCAGCGAGGAGAAAAGGUUGACGACGGCGCUGACAUAUCAGAUGUCAGUGACGUUGUCCUAGAGCGCAACACCGCCCUCGAACGAAACGAGUGGUCGUAUCAAGAACGUGCCGCCUCCGAGUUGCUCGUCCUCUUCGCAAGCAACACCAACACCCAACCCGUUCUCUUCUGGCUCAUCUUGUACAUCUACUCCACACCAGGACUGGUAAACACCCUCCGCCAGGAAGUUGCCCCGUUCAUCACGCUCUCCGACUCCCAUCACGACAAAAAAGGCAUCACGGCAAUUAACACUUCCGGCCUGUCCCGCGAGUGCCAGCUGCUAAAGUCCAUCAUCCUAGAGACCCUCCGCCUGGCAUUCGGCGCAGUGUCAACUCGCUUCGUCAAACGCCCCAUUACCGUCCAAGACGGCAACCAUAAUCACAAACUCUAUCCAGGAACCUUCCUCUCCGUCCCCCACUCCUUCUUCCAGCGGGACCCGUCCUUGUACCCUGACCCACACAAGUUCGUCCCCGAUCGUUUCCUCGAGACGGAUCCUUCGUCCGGUAAAUUGGUCGCCAAGUACGGAAAGCUGAGGCCGUGGGGCGCCGGGGCGAGUAUGUGCAGAGGAAGGGUGUUUGCUGAGAAGGAGCUCAUGGCUAUUGGCGCGGCGCUGGUGACGCUGUGGGAUAUCAGUCCUGUCGGGGGUGGUGAAUGGACGGUACCGGAGAUGGUGGGUGGUCCGGGGCCGGUGAAGCCGAAGGAGGAAGUGAGGGUCGUGAUUAAGCGGAGGGUGUUUGGUGGUGUUUCUUCUUCGGAGUAGACGUAGCGCCAGUGCCAUUCCAAUAUUCUGCGAGGUAGAAACUGUGCCCUUGGUGGGAGGCGAGGUACAUUAAUACAGUAUUUUUCAUUCCUGCUCUCUUUCUACCGGUCGAGAAAAGCAAGUGAAUAUAACAAAGCGGGAGAUAUAGGCUGGCACAAGAACUGUCUUUUACUACCUACGUGCCGGGUAUCUGUGGCUCAUCGCGAUGCCGCCGCCAGGGCACACUCGAUCACCAUAUGAUAGAGGUCAGCAGUGCUGAUACCCGCGGCGCGCGCCUGCUGCGGUACUAUGCUCUCCGGCGUCUGACCAGGUAUCGUGUUGACUUCAAGAAAGUACAACGCAUACAGCUCGGGGUUAUACCUGUAAUCGAAGCGUACUACGCCACGACAGUCCAGGAGAUCGUACAGCAUCGUCGAUGUAUCCUUGAUGCGGUCGCUGACCUGCGUCUCCACCUCGGCAGGCGUCACCUUGCUCGACGACCCAUUGUACUUGGCAUUGUAGUCAAAGUACUCGCUGUCGCCGUGGGGGAUGACUUCGGUAAUGGGGAACACGUGCAGCCAGCCUUCCGCAUCGCGAAUCACGCCACAGUUGAACUCGCGGCCCUCGAUGAACUCCUCCACCAGCACCUGGCCGUUGCCGUCCUCGCGCAUGGCGUCUUCGACCGCCUGGACCACCUGCUCGAUGCUCUUGACUUUGGUGGUAGCCACGCUGCUGCCUCCUGACGCGGGCUUGACGAAGACGGGCAGGUCGAACUCGAACAGCAGAGCUUCAGGGUCGAGGGCGCUGAUUUGGUUGCGAUGAAGCAGGCGGGACUUGGCCACCUCCACGACGCCGAAGCUGCGGACCACGGGGUUGCAGUGGCCCUUGUUGGCGGUUAGAGCCGAGGUGUAGAAGCCGCAGCUUGUGUAGGGGAGGCCGAGCAUGUCGAAGUAGCCCUGCAGCACGCCGUUCUCGCCUGGGUUGCCGUGGAUGCUGAUGUAGGCUAGGUCGAACUGGAUCUUUUCGCCGGUUGAGAGGGUGACGCUGAAGUCGUUGCGGUCCACGGGGAUUUGUUUGUCAUUGUCGGUCAGGUGGUACCAGCCGGCCUUGGGGUUGCGG